UCUUUCACACGGACGCCUUUCAAAAUUCCUCUUCUGCUCCCAUCCCAUUGGUAUUACUGGUUGCAUUCGUUCCUAAACAAUCACACACUGCACUUUCACUCAUUUGUUUCCCUCUCAUUCCAACCAAAUAAACCAAACCCAGAAUCAACAAAAACACAACCAUAAUCACAAUCACUGAAUUUCUUACACACAUACAUACAUAUAUUAAAACAACACUGUCAUAGUGUCACUUUCUCUGUUAAUGCAUCACCACCACAACCUCCAACUUCACAUCGGAGAAGAGGACUCUCACCUCUCUUCUGAGGAUGCCACUUCAAUCCCAAUUCACCAAAACCCGACCCGAAUCCGUUUCUCAAUUCAUCCACUGCCACCAAACUCACCAAACACUCCAUGUCACAAUGAACGCUUCUCCGACCACCCAUCUCAAGCCUCGCCCCGCAAGAGAAUACCCGUCAUCACCCUCCCCUGCCAUCACUUUCCGACACCCUUUGGCGCAAACAGCGCUGUUGAUUUCCCUCAAUCUGGGACUGUUGCUCUUCACUCGACUGUUCCCCGUCAAAUUAUCAUCAUCAUCAUCAUCAUCUUCUACUUCUUCCUCCUCCCCUUCUACUCACCCUGUGGUGUGGUCUAUUGGGUCCAAUCCUAAGCAAACGAAGAGCACGAGUUCGGGGUGUUGGGUGCAAGUUCACAGCAAUGGGGAUGUGUACGAGGGUGAAUUCCAGAAGGGGAAGUGUUGGGGGAGUGGGGUUUAUCACUAUCACAUGAGUGGGAGGUAUGAGGGGGAUUGGGUUGAUGGGAAGUAUGAUGGGUAUGGUGUUGAGACAUGGGCAAGGGGCAGCAGGUAUAGAGGGCAGUAUAAGAAGGGUUUGAGGCAUGGAAUGGGGAUCUACAGGUUCUACAAUGGUGAUGUGUAUGGUGGUGAGUGGUCUAAUGGGCAGUGUCAUGGGUUUGGAGACCACACUUGCUAUGAUGGGAGCCGCUAUGUUGGGGAGUUCAAAUGGGGUGUCAAACAUGGACACGGACAGUACCAUUUCAGAAAUGGGGACAUAUACGCUGGGGAAUAUUUUGCAGACAAGAUGCAUGGUUUUGGAGUGUAUCAAUUUCAGAAUGGUCAUCAGUAUGAGGGGGCAUGGCAUGAAGGAAGAAGACAAGGACUUGGAAUGUACACUUUUAGAAAUGGGGAAACACAAUGUGGUCAUUGGCACAAUGGAAUUCUUGAUGAUCCUAAAAGACAUAACAGUCCUAAUGGGUCUCCGUGUGAUGUGGACCAUGCCAAGGUUUCCAAUGCAGUACAGGAUGCACAUUCUGCUGCUGAGAAAACUUACAACAUGUCAAAGGUGGAUGAAGGAAUGAAUAAAGUAGUGGCAGCAGCUAAUAAAUCAGCCAAUGCAGCCAGAGUUGCAGCUGUAAAAGCUGUGCAAAAUAGGAUGCACCAUAACAAUAAUGAUAAAUGAUAAUAGCCAUUUCCUCAAUCUUGUGAUGAUAGAAAGCUUCAAUCAGUGUCAAUGUGUCAUCCUCCAUCAUAGGUUUGCAUACAGAACAUUAUUAGAUAUGAAAAAGCAAAGGAAGCAGAAGAAUUCAAGGAGGGAGAAUCAUAAACACGUGCAAAUAAUGAGAUCUUCUCUCAAACUUGAUAACUAAGUUGUGUACAUUUUCUUCCCCUUCCCAAUGGAGAGAUGUUUCCAUUUCUUGUAUUGUGGUACAGGUGUGAGGUGUGCCUGCUUGGAACCACUUUGGGUAAUUGAACUCAAUGCCAGAUUGUGGAGCAAGAAGGGUCCUCACUUUUUGGUGUGUAGUUUGUGUUAAGAAGAUGAAGAAAAAAAUAGAGUAUAGAGCUUCAGUGUGCAAGGCAAAAGUGCCAAAAAGAUGUAGAUUAGGACUUACAUGUUGGCCUAUUUCCAUGAACAUGUUAGUGUAUCUGUCCAUUUGGGUGCAUUUAAAAAGUUGCCCACCAACUAA
Molecule: messenger RNA, 1959 nt
Organism: Vigna angularis (adzuki bean)
Lineage: Eukaryota; Viridiplantae; Streptophyta; Magnoliopsida; Fabales; Fabaceae
Product: phosphatidylinositol 4-phosphate 5-kinase 8
Exons: 4
Coding region: 306-1454 (382 amino acids)
Source: RefSeq, a predicted model, not a curated record